AGGAGGCCUGCUCUGUCAGUCAACCUGCAGCUUCCCUCUGGCUCCUCUGCCGCUGGAGGAGAUCAUCCUGACCGCACCCCUGGAGGUGUUAACUGGGGCGGUGCCAUUGGCGGAAGGGGGGGUGCAUUCGGAAACACAGACAAGUCUUUUCCCCUGGAGUGUGGCGGCUGAGAAUGCGUCUGUCCAAAGUACUGGUCGACAUGGACAUGGCAGACUACACCGAGGCCCUGGACCCAGCCUACACCACCCUGGAGUUCGAAAACAUGCAGGUGCUCUCAAUGGGCACGGACUCCUCACCAGCAGAAAACGCCAGCAUGAAUGCUGCCCACCAGCUGGGAGCGGGCACUCUCUGCGCCAUCUGCGGUGACCGGGCCACUGGAAAGCACUACGGCGCCUCCAGCUGCGAUGGCUGCAAGGGUUUCUUCCGCCGCAGCGUCCGUAAGAACCACAUGUACUCGUGCAGAUUCAACAGACAGUGUAUAGUGGACAAAGACAAGCGGAAUCAGUGCCGAUACUGCAGGCUGAAGAAGUGCUUUCGAGCAGGAAUGAAAAAGGAAGCUGUCCAAAAUGAAAGAGACAGAAUCAGUACCAGGAGAUCCAGUUACGAAGACAGCAGUUUACCAUCCAUCAACGCACUCAUCCAGGCAGAUGUUUUGUCACGACAGAUCUCCUCUCCUGUGCCCAUUCUGAAUGGUGACAUCCGAACAAAGAAGAUGGCCUCUAUUACGGAUGUGUGUGAAUCAAUGAAACAGCAACUACUGGUCCUGGUGGAGUGGGCAAAGUACAUCCCUGCUUUCUGUGACCUCCCUCUGGAUGACCAGGUGGCCCUUCUGAGAGCUCAUGCUGGCGAACAUCUCCUUCUCGGGGCUGCCAAGAGAUCCAUGCUCUACAAAGACCUGUUGCUUUUAGGAAAUGAUCACAUAAUCCCACGUAACUGCCCUGAGCUGGAGAUCAGUAGGGUGGCUGUGAGGAUUCUGGAUGAGCUGGUGUUGCCCUUCCAGGAUCUCCAGAUAGACGACAAUGAAUACGCCUGCUUGAAGGCCAUCGUUUUCUUUGAUCCAGAUGCCAAGGGUCUUAGUGACCCAAGCAAAAUCAAACGGAUGCGCUAUCAAGUGCAGGUCAGCCUGGAAGACUAUAUCAACGACCGCCAGUACGACUCCCGGGGCCGCUUCGGCGAACUUCUCUUGCUGCUGCCUACGCUACAGAGCAUCACCUGGCAGAUGAUCGAGCAGAUUCAGUUUGUCAAGCUCUUCGGAAUGGCCAAGAUAGACAACCUGCUGCAGGAGAUGCUGCUGGGAGGUUCUGCAAAUGAAGCGCCCCAUGCCCCUCACACCCUCCAUCCUCAUUUGGUCCAGGAGCACCUCAACAGCAAUGUCAUUAUAGCUGGAAACAUGCCAACUCCCAUCCACAAUGGCCAGAUCUCCACUCCCGAGACUCCAAUCCCAUCUCCUCCUGCAGCAUCCAGCUCGGAACAUUAUAAGCUGGCCCAGGGUGUCAUUGCCACCGUGCCCAAACAACCCAGCUCCAUCCCCCAGCCCACCAUCACAAAGCAAGAGGCCAUCUGAAACCCCACCUGGAGCCAAACAGUACAUUUCACUCAGUACAUCCACAUUUUCUUUUAAUGCCAUGCAAACAUUGUUAUGAGCUAUCUGCACACAUUGACCAGCUAAAGGCACACUCUGCAGGUGCGUGGGGAAAAAAAGGCUCAGUAAGAAAGGUCUGUAGCAGCUGUACAGAAAGUGACUUCACAUGUGAACAAGUGUUGCUCUUUUUUAGUAUCUAUACAACAUUGUUUUCAUUGUCAAAAACUGCCAAAGCUCUGCUUAAUAUUGAUGUCAUUGGCAAGCCAUGAUGUGGUUGUUAAAAAAAAAAAAAAA
Scleropages formosus (Asian bonytongue) is the source of this 1877-nucleotide messenger RNA. It is a transcript of the gene hnf4a, whose product is annotated as hepatocyte nuclear factor 4, alpha. Gene Ontology annotation, molecular function: DNA-binding transcription factor activity; RNA polymerase II cis-regulatory region sequence-specific DNA binding; zinc ion binding. Lineage: Eukaryota; Metazoa; Chordata; Actinopteri; Osteoglossiformes; Osteoglossidae. Gene Ontology annotation, biological process: regulation of DNA-templated transcription. The coding region runs from base 174 to 1565 and encodes 463 amino acids. The record is from RefSeq and is a predicted model, not a curated record. The transcript has 10 exons.